UGGGUCCGGCGACAAAGCUUCCGGCGAAGAACUACUGCACUCAAUCUAUUGGCGAAGAACCUCCCAGGUCACCACUCACCAUAGAUGAAUACCAGCGAGGAAUUCUUAUCUCCAAUAUCAUUUGCUUUUUGGGGGUUUUUUUAUUAGUUGAUUUCAAAAUUUAUCUGAGUGGAGAAACCAUGGCCGGAAACAUGCCAAAAUCUGGAACCUUGGCGAUCCAUCUUUUCAGGAAGGUCCGAGCCGUCCAAUACGGGUCGCCCCGCCUCUUGCACCACGGGCCAGACACUGUGGAGGAGCUUCUCGAUAGGCACAUCGUCAAGGAGAAGAAGAGUCUCACCCACGACGAUAAUGAAAUCCUGACCCGCCAGCGGCUCACCAGCACUCGCCGCGAGGUGCUUAGUCUCUACAGGGACAUCAUCCGGGCUACCCGAUUCUUCAUGUGGCCCGACUCUCGAGGCGUUCUUUGGCGUGAUAUUCUUAGGGAGAACACCCGGAAGGAAUUCGAGGAGGCCCGAUUCGAAAAGGACCCGGAAGUUAUCACGCGUUUGCUGAUUGGGGGUCGUGACGCCCUGCAAUCUGCGCUUGAUAAGCUUGUUGAGAAACAGAAGCAAGAGAUCGAGAAGCAACAAGGCAAUUUAAAAUCUUCUCCAAUUUUUUGUUUUCACUGAAUGAUGGUUUUCCACAACUUUUGAUGGUGGUUAAGUCCUUGAAUAAAAGAAUGGAAUCUCAAAACAAGCAUGCUAUUUUAGGUUAUGACUCUCAUUGGAUUCCGACAGCAGGUAACUCGGGAGAGUCAAGUUUAAUUUAUUGAUCUCCAGAACAGAUUUAUUAAGAGGAUACGGGGAAUGUGAGGGGAUGAAUGAGAGAGGUUGAUGAAAUAAUGACGGCUUCAAGCCUUCUAAGCGCGCAAAAGCUUUUUGUAGGGCCAUCAAGUAUUUAACCAUUUGAGUAUUGCGCUUUGUGUUUAAUGGAAUUAUGGAACGUAUGCAUUGUAAUGUCACUAUUUCCAUGUCUGGGAAUUUUAAACAGCAAUUUAAAAGAAAUGUUGAAAUCGAUA
Ipomoea triloba (trilobed morning glory) is the source of this 1057-nucleotide messenger RNA. RefSeq lists its product as uncharacterized. The coding region runs from base 180 to 668 and encodes 162 amino acids. Gene Ontology annotation, biological process: mitochondrial respiratory chain complex III assembly. NCBI's taxonomy places the organism in Eukaryota, Viridiplantae, Streptophyta, Magnoliopsida, Solanales, Convolvulaceae. The record is from RefSeq and is a predicted model, not a curated record. The transcript is spliced from 3 exons.